UGCACGUAGUAGCCUCGUGCUCAGAGUGCUGGAAUAGUUAUCAAGAAGACGAGUAACUAGAGAGAACAAUCUUCUGACACUUAGCGUUAAGUUACUUACAGUUAAACGAAACUUCUGAUAAUUUGAUAUUAAUACAUAAUGUAACCAACAUUCUUCUCUGAAGUGAUGUUGGUCAACAUUAAAUAUAAAUAUUGAACUACAGUAAAACAUCACCAACAUUGUAGCAGUUCUUCCUUUACUUUUAGUACUGUGUUUAUUAAAGAUGAAGAGACAUGAAAUUUACCAAAUGAUGAUCAGUAUCAAACCUAUGAUGAUUCUUCUUCUGGUUCAUCAGACCUGUCAGAUAGAGACGAACUUCGACCAAUGUAAACUGACAUCAGUAUCAACUGUACUGGAUUCAAUCAAUUUACUUCUUACACAAGCUAAACAGCAAAUACACAGCGAUGAGCUGGAAUGUCUUCCAACCUCUCCUGGACCAACAGACUGUACAGAUGUUUUACUUAAUGGACACCGUACUAGUGGAGUGUACCGUAUCUGGCCAAAGUCAUGGAUGUUUACAGGAAGUAUUGAUGUUUAUUGUGAUAUGGACACUGAUGGAGGAGGCUGGACAGUGAUCCAGAGACGAGGGGAUUAUGGAAACCCCACAGAUUACUUCUACAAAUCAUGGCAAGAAUACAAAAUGGGGUUUGGAGACAUAGAGAAAGAUUUUUGGCUGGGAAAUUACUGGAUUUUUACUUUAACGAACCAAGGAACUUAUUCAAUCAGAUUUGAUCUGAGAGGCAAA
Messenger RNA from Limulus polyphemus (Atlantic horseshoe crab), 784 nucleotides. RefSeq names its product techylectin-5A-like. The annotation marks the transcript as partial. NCBI's taxonomy places the organism in Eukaryota, Metazoa, Arthropoda, Merostomata, Xiphosura, Limulidae. The record is from RefSeq and is a predicted model, not a curated record. The transcript has 5 exons.